CGCUGGUGCAGCACCUCUUAACACGUGGAUCCGGGUGCAACGGGGGUGGCUUUGAGUCGCGGCCCGGGAAGUUGUCCUUGUGCCUUUGAGAAAAAUGUCCAUGGAUGUAACAUUUCUGGGGACAGGGGCUGCAUAUCCAUCUCCAACAAGAGGGGCCUCGGCUACGGUAAUCCGUUUUGAAGGAGAAUGCUGGUUGUUUGAUUGCGGUGAGGGAACCCAGACACAGUUUAUGAAAAGUAAUCUGAAAGCAGGAAAGAUUACCAAGAUUUUUAUAACUCAUCUGCACGGGGACCACUUCUUUGGCCUUCCUGGACUGUUGUGUACAAUCAGCCUGCAGUGUAGUCCUGACGCCAACAAGUUGCCGGUGGAUAUUUAUGGACCCCUUGGGUUAAAGGAUUUUCUCCAGAGAACCAUGGCGCUUUCCCAUUCCCAGCUGGUUUUCCCUUACGUGGUCCACGAACUGGUUCCCACCCCCAGCCAGUGCCCUGCAGAAGAAUGGGAUGACGUGUUUUCCGGGAAGCGAGAUGAGGACAGCUAUCCAGAACCACAAGGAGACAUUAUUUGUCUGAAUCCUGCAGACGACUCGUACUUCUUGGUGGACGGUGGGCCCGUCGUGAUGAAGGCUUUCAGACUGUUUCACCGUAUACCUUCCUUUGGGUUUCUGGUGGAAGAGAAGCCACGGACCGGCAAACUCAACGCUCAGAAAUUGAAGGAAUUAGGAAUUCCGCCAGGCCCCUUAUAUGGAAAAUUGAAAGAAGGUGUUCCCAUCACUCUGGAAAAUGGGACAACCGUUUCUCCUACGGAUGUCUUAGAAAGUCCUUUUCCUGGAAGAAAAAUUUGCAUUUUAGGAGAUUGUUCGGGCGUGGUUGGGGACGGGGUGACGGCGCUUUGCUCUGAAGCCGAUAUCUUGAUACACGAAGCCACCCUGGAUGACAGCCAGAUGGACAAAGCCAAAGAACGUGGCCACAGCACGCCAAAAAUGGCCGCGGAGUUUGCUAAGCUGUGCAAAGUGAAGAAGCUGGUGCUAUUUCAUUUUAGUCAAAGAUAUAAGCCCGCGAAUCUGAUAGGGGAAGGAGAGGCAGACGUUACAGAGCUGAAAAAGCAAGCGGAGAUAGUUUUGAACGGACAAGAAGUGGUGCUGGCGGAGGAUUUUAUGACAAUUAGUAUCCCAGUUAAAAAACCAAAAUAGGACUCCUGGACAACAAAAUGGAAAUCAAUUGGCGGGUAUGCGAAAACUCUCCAGCUGUGACUUGUUUUUCAGGUGUUCAUCUUGGAAGGGACCGAAGGAAGUCGGGUUUGAAUUAAGAUGGGCCUCUUUGUAUGAACAUCUGUUCUUUAUUGCGUCCAAUAUUUCUGAUGCAUUUGUAAUGCUGACACGAAUUAAAUGUAUUUUUCAUGCUAGGCCUCUCUCUGCCUUCCUUGUAAGGCAAACUCUCUUGUGUUUCAGCUACUUGGAAUUGAGGACCUCAUGAAUGAAGGCUGCAGUUUUUUAAAAACACUUAGGAAUACAGGUAAUCCUCGACGUACGACUGCAAUUGAGCCAAAAUUUUCUGUUGUUAAGUGACACAUUUGUUAAGUGAGUUUUGCCCCAUUUUACUAUCUUUCCUGCCAACAGUUGUUAAGUGAAUCACUGCAAUUGAUAAGUUAGUAACGUGGUUGUUAAGAGAAUCUGGCUUCCCCAUUGAAUUUGCCAGGAGGUCACGAAAGGGGAUCACGGUCAUAACUAUGAAUCAACUGCCAACCAUCCAAAUUUUCUGGUUUAACAUUUUUAUUGAGUUGUAAAAUAUUAUAAGAUACAAAAUACAAAAGUAAAUAGGAAAACUGGGGAGGAAGAGGGGGAAGAGAAGUAAGGAACAAUAAGGUUUGACAUUUUUAUUGAGUUAUAACCAACCAUCUGAAUUUUAAUCACAUGGUUAUUGGGACGCUGCGGAGCCAUAACUGUGAAAAAAUGGUCGUAAGUCACAUUUUUCCAUGCCAUUGUCAUUCUGAAUGGUCACUAAACGUACCCAUUGUAAGCUGAGGACUGCCUGUACAUGGAAAUAAUUGAAGUUGAGGUAGAAAACAUGCUUUGAGGAAACAGACACUUUUAUUCGGAUUGGAAGAGUUUGUCAUCUUAAUGCAAGAUCGCUGAAUGCAAGCUCAGUUGGAACCUAACUGAAUGCAAACUCAGUUGAAAUGUGGGUAAGUUUCCCAAAAUCCAGGUGGUAAAAUGAGAGCUUAAGAGAGAGACUAUAGAUGGGGCCAACAUCAAGGAGACUGGAUUUGUUCAGAGAUUAGAUAACUUGGGUUAGUUGAUGCAAUCCAGAUGUGGCAACUUAACUAACUUCAGAAAUAAACACUACAGAAAAUCAGUUGUGGUUUUGAAAUGCUUUGGUAAGCAGUUUUGGUGUGCUUUUUAUAUGUGUGUGUGUCGAGAAGGGCAGUAUUAGUCAUUAAGGGUGGAUGUUUUCACUCCCUGGGGCAUUGCAGUUCAUUUACUGGCACAGCAAAAGAGCUUUGAGGAAUCUGGAGACCCAUUGUGAAAUGUGCUUUAUCCUCUUUUAGAAUAACCUGUUUGUUAUGUAUCUUUAAAUAUUUAGGCGGGAAACAAGCACGUUGCUGAUUGGUUGAAGCCGCCGGUUACACAGUAUAUAAAGGGUUGAUUUUCCCCAGCCAGGUUGCUGGGUUCACCAUAUAUUAAAGAGCUGUUGUCACUACCCUGGUCUCCAGCCUCGUUACUUCCCGAACUUAACACUGGCGACGAGGGUGGGAUCUCGAGGCUAAGGAGAACCAGAACCGAGCUGAAGCACGAAAGAACCGAACCCAGCAAAUACAGGGCAGAAAAGCGGAGAUGGCCAGUUACACUCCGCCCGCACCGUUUGACCCGGCUAAAGAGAAAUGGGGAACGUAUAUGACCCGUUUCGAAAGCUUUCUAGAAGCCAACGAACUGCAAGGAGUUCCAGAUAACCAUAAAGGGC
Molecule: messenger RNA, 2957 nt
Organism: Ahaetulla prasina
Lineage: Eukaryota; Metazoa; Chordata; Lepidosauria; Squamata; Colubridae
Gene: ELAC1
Product: elaC ribonuclease Z 1
Exons: 4
Coding region: 95-1189 (364 amino acids)
Cellular component (GO): nucleus
Molecular function (GO): 3'-tRNA processing endoribonuclease activity
Source: RefSeq, a predicted model, not a curated record